UGUUUUUUUUUUUCAGCUUAAAAGAGCCAGAAGCAUCGUUCUGUUCUGCGCGCUGUGAAGUUUUAAGAAGCUCCGAGAGAAAAGCGAGUCUCGCGCAUCCCAGCUCGCGAAGAGGAAUGUCGACUAAGAUGAGCAACAGUGCUGCGAGCCCCAUGGCAGCCAGCAGCACCUCGAUGGCAGCGAGAGGAUCCGGAAAACCCAUCAGUUUCAUACCAGAGCUGCAAAGCAUGAUGUUUGCGCUGGGUGACUCUCGGAAACCCCUGCACGAAACGGCUGCUCUCGUCGAAGACAUAGUUCACACGCAGCUCAUCAAUAUGCUCCACCAGGCAGCCGAGGUAGCUCUCCUCCGAGGAGCGAGGGUCAUAUCACCAGAGGAUAUCAUCUUCCUCAUGAGGAAAGACAAGAAGAAACUGCGAAGACUUCUCAAGUACAUGCAGUUUCGAGAUUUCAAAUCCAAACUGAUGAAAACCCUUGAAGAUGAGGAACCGCUGGACUCAGACAAAUUCUCCAGCAGCAGUACCAACAAGAGGCAGAAGCUGGCGCUGGACUUUCUGGGCUCCAUCGACCAGACAGGGGAAUUUCUGACACUGCUAGAGGAUGAGGAGGUGGAUGAAGUAAAGCAGGAGAGGAUGGAGAGACUUGAAAAACAGACAAGGAGCAUGGACUCUUCUCAAUAUGCUGAUUUCUGUGAGAGCCGACAGCUCAGCUUUUCUAAGAAGCUUUCCAAAUUUCGUGAGUGGUUAGACUGCAGCAGUCUGGACCUGAAACCCAACGGGGUCUCCUUGGAGAUCCUGUCAUAUCUGGCCUAUGAAACGGUCGCCCAGAUUGUUGACCUUGCCCUGCUGGUUAAACAGGACAUGACCCCCAAAACAGGUGACCCGUUCAGCCAUGCCGUAUCAGCCACUUUUCUGCAGUACCACAGCUCCAGUGCUGAGGCCUCAUCUGCCAAAAGAGAGAUGGAUUCCCCAGAGAACACACCUCCUUCCACCCCAAGCUCAGGUCAUCAGACUAAACUGCACUCCCUGACCCAGGGCAAUGGCACACUGUCUCAGGACUCCAGCAGCAAGAGCAAACAGCGCAAGAGGAAGAAGAGCGCAGCAGCGUGUGGCGCGGAGGCUCAGAGCAGUGCCAUCCAGCCCGGCCACAUCAGAGAGGCCAUCAGGCGCUACAGCCACAAGAUUGGCCCACUCUCCCCCUUCUCAAGCGCCUACCGCCCGAACGGCAUGACUUUCCUGGCCUGCUGAAGAGAAGCGACAGCCUAAUGAAGGAAUGAAGUAAAGUGCCGUGUGUGUCUCAGAGCUUCUCCAUCACCUCAUCUGUCCAUCCGCUGCUGCAGCUCAGGCUGAGAGCAGCACUGCAUGUUCAGCUCUUUCACACUCCGGCUAGCCGUGCUCGCUUCCACUGGGAAACUGGAAAACUCACCACAGAGCAUUUAACUGGUGCCUGUUUACAUCCAGCAGCAGAUUUUCAAUCCCUUUAAUUAUUCACAUAUUCCACCAUGUGUGCCUGAUUUUCUUAUUGCCAGACGUUAUUUUAUGGUUUUGUUACACUUGAAGUCAAUUUUGUACUUUGUGAGACAGUAAUUACAGAAUGGAUCAUAUUGUACAAUGUUCUAGUUGUAUGCAUCAUGAUCUUGUUUGUUUGUUUGUUUGUUUGUUUGUUUGUUUGUUUUAUACUUACCAUUGUUUUUCAGUCAUUUACCUUCAAACAUAAUUUUGUAGCCUGGUCACUUUCAAAAAAAAAUAAAUGGCUCAGAGGAAAGGUAAUAAAUUUGGGCUGAGAUUUUGCCUUUGUUGCCAGAG
Clarias gariepinus (North African catfish) is the source of this 1802-nucleotide messenger RNA. RefSeq names its product SPT3 homolog, SAGA and STAGA complex component (gene supt3h). NCBI's taxonomy places the organism in Eukaryota, Metazoa, Chordata, Actinopteri, Siluriformes, Clariidae. The record is from RefSeq and is a predicted model, not a curated record. Gene Ontology annotation, molecular function: transcription coactivator activity; protein heterodimerization activity. The transcript is spliced from 12 exons. The coding region runs from base 117 to 1244 and encodes 375 amino acids. Gene Ontology annotation, biological process: transcription by RNA polymerase II.